AUGGAAGUGUUUGUUAUACCUGAAUGUUCUCCACAAUUGAAGCCUGUGAUUGGUCAGAAGUUCCAAUCCUUAGAUUUUGCGUUUGCGUUUUAUGAUGUGUAUGCCCGCGCUGUUGGGUUUGAUACGCGCAAACAAGGUAUGAGGAAGGCGGCGGAUGGUGUUACUACUUGGUUUUAUGUGGUAUGCAAUAGGGAGGGCUGCAAGAGGUCGAACGAGGAAGACGAUGUUAAUGCACGCUCUGGUUUUACUCUUAAACGCAGGCGGCUUUCCAAGCGGUGUGGUUGUAAAGCUUGUAUAUCCUUCAAGUACUUUUCCGAAGCAGGAAUACCGGGAUAUAUUAUUCACGAGUUCAACGAGGUUCACAACCAUUGUAUGGUGGAGUCGGAGCAUCAGCAGUUUAUGACACUUAACCGGAAGUUGGAUGACGUACAUCACAAAUUCAUUCUUGACUGUUCCAAGGCUAAUAUAGGCCCCACCCUUACCUUUAAGGUGUUGAAGGAAAUCCUCGGUGGGUUUGAACUUGUCGGUUGCAAUCUUGGGGAUAUUAGGAACACAUCUCGCGACAUCAAAGCAUUCGCACACGGUUGUGACGUGCAGAUGGUGUUGGACGACAUGGCGAAGAAGAAGGAGUUGUCGGAUGCCUUCACAUAUCACUACGAAGUUAAUGCUGCUAACCAGUUGGUUGCCCUUUUUGGUGUGAUAGUUUGA
Molecule: messenger RNA, 708 nt
Organism: Salvia hispanica
Lineage: Eukaryota; Viridiplantae; Streptophyta; Magnoliopsida; Lamiales; Lamiaceae
Source: RefSeq, a predicted model, not a curated record